UAAUUCUUUUAUAUGCACCAUGGUUACCCUUAUUUUUCUUUAUUCCAUUCUUUAUCCUUAUCCAGAUUUCUCCAUCGACUACUUACUAUAACAAAGAGGUUCCAGAACAGACUUUUGAAUCUACUUCUUUAGAAUCAACCAGACAGAUUAUUUCAACUCCAUCUCAUCCAUCAACAUCCGAAAUUUCAACUUCUUCUCACUUGCCGCCCCUGACAUGCUAUUCUCAUGUUACCUCAUACUCUUCCCAUUCCUCAAAGCCCACUCCUGAUUCAUCUAUGCUUUCACAAAAUAUAAAUACUAAUGACAAUCCAUGCUUGAUGCCAAAGCCUAAGGAGUCUGAUUUCGUCAUAGUGCAUCCUUCUCCCAGUCUUCAAGUAGAGCCAAAAUCAAGUGCAUCCACCAAUCCUAUUGCGUCACCACCUUCUUCACUUGCACCUUCGUCUUCAAUAUCUGUGGAAAAAUCUAUAUUGGAAACGAGAAGAACUGGUCGCUUUCCCGAGCAGUUACCGAAAUCACGUCGUCGUUUUGUUCGCCUAAGUCGACUCGGAACAGUUCAGCCCCCGCCAUCGUCCUCAGUUAUCACGGCCGGCACAAUAGGGACUCUUGCAUAUCCAUUUUCUGCAUCUGGUCGUAAGCUCUCCUGGGAUCCUGAUGCCCAGGCCGAUCUUCUUCCACCUGGUUUAAUACCCGCAUUUGAUCCACACCCUGGCCACUCUAAUGCCCCAGCGACCACUGAAUACUUACUUCGUUUUCCGCCAGUGCCUGGAACUGACAAUGCCUUGUUAAGUCAAAUGAUUCAUGGAACGGCCUCAACCAAUAGACCUAAGUGGAUAAGCUCGACCUGCUCUUUGUCGUAUGGCCGUCUGCGAUCUUUCCGCCCGACUAGUACGGAUAACAGAUUAACAUCCUCA
Molecule: messenger RNA, 911 nt
Organism: Protopolystoma xenopodis
Lineage: Eukaryota; Metazoa; Platyhelminthes; Monogenea; Polystomatidea; Polystomatidae
Source: the annotation of a GenBank genome assembly